This is a messenger RNA of Nematocida major, 1698 nucleotides long. RefSeq lists its product as uncharacterized. The transcript has a single exon. The record is from RefSeq and is a predicted model, not a curated record. NCBI's taxonomy places the organism in Eukaryota, Fungi, Microsporidia. The coding region runs from base 1 to 1698 and encodes 565 amino acids.
AUGACAUGUAGUUUGAACUUGAAGCACUCUGGGCCUGCGCAAGGAAUGCAGACGUUCGCGUGCAGAAAGGCUGUUUUUGUGCUCAGUAUAGUCUGCUGGCUUGGCUGCAUCUCAGGGUCUGCUGUAUUGCUGGAGGCGUUUUCCCUGGACAAGUACGACUGGAUACUGAACACAGCAAAUGAAGUGUGUGUAAUAGACGGGGAAAAAAAGAUCUCUGAGGAAGAGCUGGACUUGAAGCUCAGCUUUCUGUACUCGAUCUACAUAGAGUCCAAGUCUGAGCCGCUUAGCAGCCCGGUCAGCGCCGAGUCCACACGCUUCCUGGCAAGCCAUCUGGAAAAGGUCAAGAGAGUCCACAUAAAAAGCUCGUCUCUGCUCACAAAAGAAGCUAUUAUGGCGCUGCCACAAUUUGUGGCUCUGGAAAAGCUCGUUGUAAAAACCAGCGCCAGCGACAAAAGCCUCAUAUCUGCAGAUCUUUCGUCGAUUUCAGACUGCAGGUCUCUAAUAAACCUCACGCUAGACAUGGAGUUCUGCCACUUGCGCGCGGACCUGUGCUUACUUCUGCCAAAGCUGGAGACUCUUUUUUUCCGAUGCAGGCGCUUCCAGCACGGGAUCGAGCUGCUAGACACGUAUCGCCUAAACGUGAUUGAGAUACACACCGAAAAGCUAGAAAGGUUUGAAAUCAGCCACUCAGACCCGAAAAAGGCGCCCCGAAUUGUGCACGCCAAAGUGUGCACAAACUAUAUGGGAAACAUCCCCCUGUUUGCUGCAGUAAACCCUUUUUUCUACCUGGAGAUGCUGAGCCUGGACUCAACCCCAUUCAAAGCAACCGAGCAUACCAGAGUGGAAGACAGCGGAAUUCUUCCAGGCACAGACUCGUACACAAACAGAAUACUGGCAGAAAAAGUGUUCGCGAACGGGCAGAAACUCUACUGCUAUGGCAAGCGCAUGCCCACCUGGGACUUCUUCCUGGCGCACGCAGCCAACGAACACGCAGGCAAGAAUCUGUCUUUUUCAACCUAUACAAGCCCCGAAGACAAAAACACAAUCACACUUCCCGCGCCCUCCCAGAACAAAAAGCACGCAUACGCCCUCACUAAAAACAACAUCGACGAAGUUUGUGAGUUUAUGCAUGCUGUCACAAUAGAAAAAGCCAGCGUCUGUCUGGGAAAAACCCUAUUUGACAUUUCUUCGCCUGAGAACAAGCCCCUAAGAAAAAAAGACUGGGCACACAUCGUGCCCUUUCUGCACACCAUUUCCAUUUCCUACAGCGGCAGCACGCUCACGAUUCCGAAGUGUUUCUACAAGCUAUACAUGCUUGAUACCAUUACAGUUAAAAACAGCUGCCUGCCUAACAUUCUCCCCAGCCUCGUGGCCAUGCCUGCGCUCCGAAACAUUUCUAUUAUAAACUGCGUGUUUGACCAUGCAAACAGCCACCAGCUCUUCCAGUAUGUUGCAUACAUAAGCGUGCUCGACCGGCUGAAAGUCCUGACGCUGGCACAGAACCAGAGCGGGCAGGAGGCGUUAAACAGCCAAUACAAAACACUGCUUGCCUGCUUGGUCAUUCUGUGCAUCCCCACAGGCCUCUAUUUUGUAUCUAUCAUUUACUACAAAAAGCAGCAGCGAGAGUCCGUAAACCGGAGGCCGCGCCCAGAAAUCCGCAAAAUUUUGAGUGUAAAAUCGUCUCCAUCCUGUGCUUAG